Molecule: messenger RNA, 1611 nt
Organism: Dichotomopilus funicola
Lineage: Eukaryota; Fungi; Ascomycota; Sordariomycetes; Sordariales; Chaetomiaceae
Exons: 1
Coding region: 1-1611 (536 amino acids)
Biological process (GO): mitochondrial seryl-tRNA aminoacylation
Cellular component (GO): mitochondrion
Molecular function (GO): tRNA binding; ATP binding; serine-tRNA ligase activity
Source: RefSeq, a predicted model, not a curated record
AUGCGACCACCGGCCCGCCUACGGUGCCCCUUGCACACCCACUCCCCCCUCCUUCGAAUUGCCCCACGUCUCCUCAUAUCGGCCUGUGCUCGCCCAUGGAACCCGCCAACAACAUCAACAGCAUUAACAAGAUCAACAACCUUCUACCAUACCACCCGCACCCUCUCACAGCAGACCCCUCCUCCAGCCGUAGACCGCCCCCAGACCACCGCCUUCAAAUCGACCCCCGACCUCCGCCAUAUCCGUGAGAAUCCCGAGCUCUACGCCCAAAACUGCCGCGACCGCAACUACCAUGCUGCCGCCGAGCACCCAGCACGCAUCACCGAGCUCUUCGCCCAAUGGCAGGCCAAGCAGCGUGAAGGCCGCGGCCUGCGUGAGCGCGGCAAUCUCCUCCGUCGCCAACUAGCCAACCCGGGGACGUCACGCGACGACGCCGACGAGGAUGCCGCCGGCUUCCGCUCCAUGUCCCGCGACCAGCUGCUAGAAGAGGGCCGCAAGGUCAAGGCAGGCCUGGCCGACAUCGAGGAAGCCGAGUCCUCCCUCACCGCCGAGAUGCACCGCCUAGCCCUUGCUAUUCCCAACCUAACCAGCGACCUCACCCCACGCGGAGCCGAGCCCACAGUGCUAAGCUACAUUAACGACCACCCGGAACCGGGCCCGGCGCCGUCUGACCGCGUGUGGCGCUCCCACGUCCACAUCGGCACCGAGCUAGGCAUCCUAGACUUUGCCGGUGCUGCCCAGACUUCCGGCUGGGGGUGGUAUCACCUCCUCGACGAGGCCGCCCAGCUCGAGCAGGCCCUGAUCAACUACGCCUUAACCGCCGCCACUCGCGCCGGCUGGCGCCAGGCCAGCCCCCCCAGCAUGGUCUACUCGCACAUCGCGGCCGCCUGCGGUUUCCAACCCCGUGAUACCCACGGCGAAACCCAAAUCUACGCCAUCGCCCAAUCCUCCGACGACGCAGCCCGCGGUAAGCGCGAACACUGUCUCGCCGGCACCGCCGAAAUCCCCCUGGCCGGAAUGAAAGCCGACACCAUCCUCGACGAAAGCGACCUCCCACUCAAACGCGUAGCCGCAUCCCGCUGCUACCGCGCCGAAGCCGGCGCUCGCGGCGCUGACACCAAAGGUCUCUACCGCGUACACGAAUUCACCAAAGUCGAGCUCUUCGCCUGGACCCCGCCCGACGCCGACGCGACCCAAGACCUCUUCGACGAGAUGAUCGAUCUCCAAACCGAACUCCUCGGUUCCCUCGGCCUGCACUGCCGGGUCCUCGAGAUGCCCACCGCUGACCUCGGCGCCUCCGCCACGCGCAAGUGCGACAUCGAAGCCUUUUUCCCCUCCCGCCGCGACCGCAACGAGGGCUGGGGCGAAGUCACCUCCGCCAGCGUCUGUACCGACUACCAGACCCGCCGCCUAGCCACGCGGGUCAAGAUGGCUGCGGGAGGGAAAACGGCGUUUCCCUGGACUGUCAACGGGACGGCGUUGGCGGUGCCGAGGGUGUUGGCGGCUAUUUUGGAGAAUGGGUGGGAUGAGGGGGAGAAAACUGUGGUGAUACCGGAGGUGUUGAGGCCAUGGAUGGACGGAAGGGAGAAAAUUGGGCCGAGGCAUAGGUAG